This is a messenger RNA of Pangasianodon hypophthalmus (striped catfish), 2803 nucleotides long. RefSeq names its product VOPP1 WW domain binding protein b (gene vopp1b). The record is from RefSeq and is a predicted model, not a curated record. Gene Ontology annotation, cellular component: cytoplasmic vesicle membrane. Lineage: Eukaryota; Metazoa; Chordata; Actinopteri; Siluriformes; Pangasiidae. The transcript has 5 exons. The coding region runs from base 458 to 967 and encodes 169 amino acids.
AGCUAUUUGCACUUGAGCGCACUCUGGAGUGUGUGUGCACUGGUUUAAGAGGCGUGGGAUUGCAGAGGCUGAUCAGAGCGACCUUCUGGUCAAACUGCGCCUGGGAAAUAAGUAUAUUGCGAUCCUGGCGUUCAUGUGUGUUGUUCUUUGUUUGGGUAUCAGUUCCGGUCUCCUGUGGGAGACUUCAGUGUGAAAGCGUGGCGCUGUAAGCGUGCGCGCGCGCGCGCGUGUGUGUGUGUGUGUGUGUGUGUGUGUCCCGCAUUGACAGUAGGCGCUACGGAUACACACCGAGCCUCGACUAGCGCUUUGUGUUGCAGCCAGAAGCCACCAUGGAGUGAGAGGAUCUUUCUUUACGCGCUGACCAUGAGCACAGAUCUGUUAUGAAAGCUUUGUGGUGACCGGAAAUCCUCUCUGUUUUUGCGCCCGGGUGCCAAAAUUAAAGCUAAAGCGAGGAAAGAUGAAGCAGCAUGGAGUGGGUGUUUUACUGACGCUGUGGCUCUUUAUGGAGUGUAUAGAAGCAAAGAAGUACUGCUGGUAUUUUCAGGAAGGAUACCCCACCUACUUCAUAUGCCGUUCGUAUGAGGACUGUUGUGGGACUCGCUGCUGUGUGCGUGCUCUAUCCAUCCAGAGGCUCUGGUACUUCUGGCUGUUGCUGAUGAUGGGAGUGCUUUUCUGCUGCGGAGCUGGUUUUUUCAUUCGCCGACGUAUGUAUCCAUCUCCUCUGAGCGAAGAGCCCGCCUUUAAUGUGUCAUUCACCAGACACCCUGUGAGCACACCAGUUUCUCAGCAGCCUGGCAUUCAGGGCUAUGGUGACCCCAGCGUUACCAUGACAAUGCCUCUGGCCCCUGCCUAUCCGGGCCAGCCCAGCACAGCCCACAUGAUGAGCUCAUACCCACCACCGCCUUCCUACUGCAACCAUCCUCCACCAUCUUACGACCAGGUCUUCAAGACCACAGAGAAGAAGUAGGUCCAGACGUUCACCAUGGCACAACACACUCCAGCAGAUCAGCGAUCUGAGUCAGGACGACACGACGUGAUGCUGGCCAGGAUCUCUGGCAGCCUACAACUCAGUCUCGAGUAGCUUCAAGUGGCUUGUUUUAAUUUUGUGUGCUUGUUUUAGAAUACAGCAUUUUUUUAUGUUCAUUGUUCAACAUUUUAGAGGUGGACAGAGCUGCUUUUAUCUGACUGUGUAUUUAAAUAAAAACAACAUGAAGAUUGUUCUGGAUGGAAGGACAUGCAGAACAUGAACUGCAUCUCAGCUCAGAUAUUUUCAGAGGUUCAGAGUAAAGGAGUAAAGAAACUGGGUGGAGGCAAAAGAUGGAUGAUGGCAUACUGGAAAGAAGGUGGCAGUAAAUCCAACUGUGUGAUGUUUUUACUGUUGCUCUAAUUGUACAGAAGAAAAUGACAGUUAUCUUUGGAGGACAUCUUCCCAUGCCAAGUCCACUGUGCUGGCUGGGCAAUUUGCAAGCCUGGAGGCUUGGGACAGAGAAAUCAGACCAUCUUUUCUACAGAAUGCAGCAAGGACUUCAUUGUGUUUGAACAAGAGGAACUCUGCAGGCAUCAGCGAUCCCUGUGCUGAAACAGAGUGUGAUGAUAACCGAGCCGAAAGGACAGCACACCUUUCAAUCCACUAGUCAAGCAGGUCAAUACAGGCCAUUCAUUCAUUCAUCCUCGUAACCCAUUAUACACCAGAGGCCAUUGGCUAUUGUAAGUGAAGGUCUGAUCCUGAAUCAGCUUCCGCUUCAAAUAGCUUGAUAUAACUGAUGAGGACAAGUCCAAGGUUAGUCCAUUCGUGAUACCCAGCAUGCAGCCAUUUCACUGCCAUAAAUAGCACCAACCUGAGCUCAAGCCACCUUGCUCAAAUGUAAGUGAUCAAAAACAGUUACUUUGUGUUUUCCUAAUGUAGUUAUUGGACUUGCCAUUUUACCCUUGAACAUAGAGGCAGUGUGGUGAUCCUCUGUGACUUGUUCCAAUCAAAAAUCAUGUAAAAGUAUCCUGCUGUGUCCAGGAUUGAAAGCGUUCACUCAAAAGCACACUCUUGAUGGCUGGAGAUAAGAAUUACAAGUGCACAAUUAACUGUCAGUGUGAACUUUUAUGCUUUUUAGCAAUUUAUAGCUUCGAAGUUGGAAGAAAAGUGUAGAAAACUUAGGCAGAAACUCAGCUUCAAACUUACAAUAACUUAUUUUUCUUGUCACAGCAGUGUCAACUUUCUUUGACAAAAGGUACAAUGAUGAAAUAACUUAGCCAAGAAAUUAUCGUUUGAUAGUGCAGUGUUUGCCUGGGAUAAAAAGCAUAGCACCAGGUUUAAUAUUAACACUUCACCUUAAUGAUGACAUGCCUUGAAGCCCAAUGCCAUUCUUUUAUCCACGUAAAAGAAACAGGACUUUAAAUGGAUCUUUUAAGGUGUCAGGUAUACUCAAAGUUUUGAGGGAUUUCAAAGAACGUUGUUCAAGCAUGAGUAGGACAGAUUAGAAAUACAUUUUGGACAGGAUAACAUUUGCUAGUUUUAUUUGUGUUGAUUAUGUACAUUUUAAUGGCUGUUCUAUGCAAAGUAAAGAUCGGGUCAGUUAUAUGUACAACUUGCUUAGCUGUUGUAAUAGGUGUGUGUUGUAUCACUGUAUCAGACUUGGCUGAAAGACAUGCAAGUUACAGGCGUAAGUGCUAUUACAUGACACCACGUGACAAGCCGUAAAAACUUAGCUAAACACAAGAAUUUCCAUCCUUUAUCUAAAUAAGAUAAGAAGAUAUACUGUUCUCUGUCAUACUGUAUCCAAUAAACUGUCAUUGACAUGUCAGAAAACAA